This is a messenger RNA of Gekko japonicus, 1075 nucleotides long. RefSeq names its product hepatocyte nuclear factor 4 gamma (gene HNF4G). Lineage: Eukaryota; Metazoa; Chordata; Lepidosauria; Squamata; Gekkonidae. Gene Ontology annotation, biological process: cell differentiation; regulation of transcription by RNA polymerase II; anatomical structure development. Gene Ontology annotation, molecular function: RNA polymerase II cis-regulatory region sequence-specific DNA binding; zinc ion binding; nuclear receptor activity. The annotation marks the transcript as partial. The transcript is spliced from 8 exons. The record is from RefSeq and is a predicted model, not a curated record.
AUUUAGCCGGCAAUGUAUUGUUGAUAAGGACAAGAGAAAUCAAUGCAGAUACUGUCGUUUAAAGAAGUGUUUCUGUGCUGGGAUGAAGAAGGAAGCUGUGCAAAAUGAACGGGACAGGAUCAGUACAAGACGGAGCACGUCUGACGGCAGCAACAGUCCUUCUAUUAACACACUGUCCCAGGCUGAAGUGCUUUCUCGUCAGAUCCCUGUUUCGAGCCCCAGUGCUAGUGCUGAUAUCAAUGUUAAGAAAAUUGCCAGUAUUAGUGAUGUAUGUGAAUCGAUGAAGCAACAACUCUUGGUCCUUGUAGAGUGGGCAAAAUAUAUUCCAGCUUUCUGCGAAUUACGACUGGAUGAUCAGGUUGCUCUGCUGAGAGCACAUGCUGGAGAACACCUGUUGCUGGGAGCAGCAAAGCGCUCUAUGGUUUACAAGGACAUUAUUCUUUUAGGCAACAAUUUUGUCAUCCAUCGCAAUAGUUCUGAAAUUGAGAUCAGCCGAGUAGCAAACCGGAUUUUGGAUGAGAUAAUAAGACCGUUUCAAGAAAUUCAGAUUGAUGACAAUGAAUAUGCUUGCCUAAAAGCCAUCGUCUUCUUUGAUCCAGAUGCAAAAGGACUGAGCAACCCAGCAAAGAUCAGGAACAUGAGAUUUCAAGUCCAGAUCAGUUUGGAGGAUUACAUCAAUGACCGCCAGUACGACUCCAGGGGACGGUUUGGGGAGCUGCUGCUACUCCUGCCUACUCUCCAGAGCAUUACCUGGCAAAUGAUUGAGCAAAUACAGUUUGUGAAGCUGUUUGGAAUGGUUAAAGUUGACAGUUUACUUCAGGAAAUGUUACUAGGAGGCACAUCCAAUGAUGCCACAAAUCUUCAUCCAGUUCAUCCUCAUCUAGCCCAAGAUCCACUCACUGGGCAAACCCUGCUUAUAAGUUCAGUGUCUGCUCCCAUACAUAGAGAACAGAUCUCAACACCUGAAACUCCACUACCUUCCCCUCCACAAAGCUCUGGCCAGGAAUACAAGAUGCCUACAAACCAAGUUACAGUUAUUUCUCAGCAAUCUCUUCCAAAACAAAAGCCAUUGUGA